AUGAGGAAACUGAAUCUGCUCAACCGCUUCACUCGGCGCUUCCUGUUUCUCAUCGUGCUGGUGACCCAGAUCUGUGGGGUCACCACCUUCGUCUACAGCUCGAGGCAGCAGUGCUUUCGACAAUCCGGAUUCCUGCGGCUGUACUCCAGCUUAAUUCUGUCUUUAGUGGGAUUAAUCGUCGUCAUUAACAUAAGUAAAAUGCUUCAUAAUCUCCAAAGUGCGUGGCCAUACUUGGCGGGCAGUGUUGUGAUUCUGGUAGUCCGAGUGCAAGGAUUUAUGGAUAGUCAGGAGAUCGCAGAGCUAUUGAAUCAAACGAUUGGAGUCCUGAGGCAGGUGAAAGUGAUGGCCAGGCAUCCGAAUAUCUUUCGAUUGAAACACCUCCUGCUCCUUCUUUUGACUUCACAAAAUCUUUUGCGAUCCCUGCACGUGGUGGUGGGCAUUAGUAGCCACUCCGGAGAAGCUUUUGACACGCUGGCCAAUGGUUUUUUGUUACUGAUUCUUCUGGGAGUUCUGCUGAGCUUCCUUCUGCAGAUCACCAUCAAUAUUUGCCUUUUUGUGGUUCUCAUCGCCUGCUACAAUCAACUUCAGCGCUGCACUCGGCGAAUCUCCAAAGAUAUGGAUAAACUAUGUCAAUCCCAGGUCCUUGAGAGUGGACAAUUCUUGGUCUUGGUGAAACAAUUGCAAGGAAUCAUUGAGAGGUUGAUUCGUCUACGCUCAAGCGUUUUCCAUCUGACCCUUAACAUCAUCCAGCACUAUCGGUUCCACUGGCUUACUACUAUCAUCUAUGGAUUAAUGCCCUUUUUCUGUUUUAUGGCUAUUCAUCGAAAUGGUUUUUUCUACCUGACUAUUUCUGCACUAAACAUAGUUUUCCAGUGUACCAUUUUUCAGUUCCUGUCACAUGAAUCUAGGAUAACAAGGAGCUUUAGCAGUUUUCACUUGAUCAACUAUAAUAGUGAAAUUGAUAGAACAAUUGAUGUUCUACUCCACCAGGAAAUCAAGGAACGCAUCAGGGUCACCAUGUAUGGCAUUACGCUGGACACCAGAUUCCUCUUGAAACUGCUGUCCUUUAGUGCUUUCUGUGCGUUUGUUAAGCGGCAGGAAUACUUGCACCUCCACUGUCCUUAA
Drosophila biarmipes is the source of this 1125-nucleotide messenger RNA. RefSeq lists its product as uncharacterized. Gene Ontology annotation, biological process: sensory perception of taste. Gene Ontology annotation, cellular component: membrane. NCBI's taxonomy places the organism in Eukaryota, Metazoa, Arthropoda, Insecta, Diptera, Drosophilidae. The record is from RefSeq and is a predicted model, not a curated record. The transcript is spliced from 2 exons. The coding region runs from base 1 to 1125 and encodes 374 amino acids.